Thelazia callipaeda (thelaziosis nematode) is the source of this 612-nucleotide messenger RNA. The record is from the annotation of a GenBank genome assembly. NCBI's taxonomy places the organism in Eukaryota, Metazoa, Nematoda, Chromadorea, Rhabditida, Thelaziidae.
AUGAAGUUUCGGGACAACAAGUUUUGGAUAACUAUUGCCUCACAGAUGUUGUGCCCAGAAGUAAAUACAGUUUAUUUUAAAAUAGACUCUGAAGAGAACCAUGCUAUACCAUCGGACUCUGACAACUUGGGUUUUUCAUUCCCUCUGUCUUGCGAGGAAUCUGAUGAUAACGAGGACCAGUUUUGGUCAAAAUUCUCGCAGCAACAAGAAACUGAUCCCAACAUAGAUGUGGUACGGGUUAGAAUGUUUUCUUAAGUGUAUGAUCCUUUGCCAAAAAUUACUGAUAGCAAUCAAGAAGCUGCACUUGAUCAUCCGAAUUUAAUGGUAGACUCAGUAGAAAAUCAUGCCAUACCCCUGGACUCUAGCAGCUUAAGUUAUUUUCCAGUUUCUCUGCCUUCCAAGGCAUCUGAUAAUAUCAAAUUUGCAUUUUCGAACGAAGUCGAUAAUGGAUAUGCAGAAAUAAUGUUACGACGAAGAGAAAGCAAGCAAAAGAAAAGUCUCAGAUCUGACGCUGCUACAGUAGUAGAAAAUAUUAGCGACAAUGAUGAAGAUGUUUUAUUUGUGUACAUCUAUCUUUCAUGUAGUAAGGAACUCGAAAGUGAAUCAGACUGA